ACAUGUUGACAUUUGGUUGUCUCCCUCCUGUCUUGAAUGCAUCUGGUAUCCAAUUAGACAGAGUAUCUCUUUCCAUUUGUUGUAAUAGUCUGUCAGUAGCUAGCUAGCUAGUGGUAUUAGAAGAAAGAGGCAACAAGCAGGCAAGCAAGCAAGCUAGCAAUCAAGAUGACAAUCUCUUGGUUCCAGUCGAGCAGCGUGAUGAGCUCCACGAAUUCGAGUAGCCAUCAUCCUGCCGAGUUUUCUGCUUCGGGCCACAACAGCAGCACCAAGUCCCAUCCCAAGUUAUCGAUUGCCGAGGCCGUCAAAACAUUGCAUCCUUCCAGCAAGAAUCGACAUGCCGUUGAAGCGGAACAGACUCGAUUUUCGCAGCUACUUUUGGAGCAUGGAGAGAAACAUCUACAAGAUUGGGCCGUCAUCGCCUACAGUUCUCCUGCGAAAGAACAAGAUAUGAAACACAACUCCACGGCAGCGCCCAACCACAACAACAGCAACAAUAAGAGACCCACCAAGUCACUAGGAGUCAUUCACCAUCAUGCCGCACAACCGCAGCAACCACCCCCCAAACGACGCAGUCACAAAACAUCCAAAUCCAAAACAAACAACAACAACUCGAACACUAACAACACGUCGACAGUCGACGCCGAAGUCUAUCCCAGCACGGCCAUGAACAAAAUCGAAGGACGACUUCACUUGUGUUCUCGAUCCAUCGUAUUUGAACCCACCGAUCCCAGUCGCGGCAUUGUCCGAUGUCCCUUUCGCAAAAUGGAUCAAGCACCCACCGAAUAUCCUCCCGUCAGUGAUGCCGUCUCUCUAGGAGAACGCUUUGAAAGCAUGUGCAUUGAGUUUCGAGCUCAGCGACACGUGGUCAUGAAGGAACAUGCCGCACCCGCACCAUUCACCACCGUACCAGCACCCGUCGAAUUCCGAUUCACUUUUUUGCACUCGUCGCCACAACCAUUCUGUGAUCUCUGUCAGAAAUUAUUCACGCUCUGGAGUCAACAACAAAAUUCUGCAUCCCAACAUGAAGUGCCAGAAUUGGACGAACUACUCCAACCCAUGUUGGAACGACCCUUUGAUAGUUCACAUUUGGUGGAUGUCCGAGAACGACCACUCACAUCCACGUCGUUGCAGGCGUCUCUGUUGACGCCACUUCAACGCAAAUCGGGAUGUGUCACGGUGACCACCGAACGCAUCUACUUUCAACCCGCGGCGGGAGCACUCACACCCACCGAUACCAAAGCCAUGCAUUGGAGAGUCCCCAAAGUUGUUGCCACGGCGUGUCGAUACAAUGGAUUGCGCGAUUGUGCCCUCGAAUUGUACUUUCGAGAUGCCACCAGUGUAUUGCUCGCCUUUGAACGCAAGAGGGAUCGAGAACAACUCUUGCGAUUCUUGCCACGACAUGCAUGGUCGUUUACCGACCGAGAAUUCUUGUACCAAGUCGUAAAGGCGUGGCAUGCCAAGCAAAUUUCCAAUUACGACUAUCUUUUGGCACUCAAUACCGCUGCGGGACGGUCGUUUCAUGACCUAAGCCGGUAUCCCGUAUUUCCCUGGGUUAUCAAAGAUUUUGAAUCUGCAAAAUUGGAUUGGAAUGAUAUCGACAAGACGUUUCGAGAUUUAUCCAAACCGGUGGGUGCCUUGAAUCCAGAACGAUUGCAGUACUUUAAAACAAGACUGGAAGGAAUGCAAGAUAUGGACGAUUCCUUCUUGUAUGGAACGCACUACAGUACGCCGGGAUAUGUCUUGUACUUUUUGGUGAGAAGCAUGCCGGAGCAAAUGCUGUGUCUACAAAAUGGCAAAUUCGAUGCCCCCGAUCGAAUGUUUUACAGCAUGAAUCACUGCUUCAAUUGUGUGCAGUCCAACCAUGCCGAUGUUAAGGAAUUGCUCCCAGAAUUCUACAAUCCAGAUGACUAUGACUUCCUUAUCAAUGCCAGAGGAUUGCAGCUGGGAGCCACGCAGACUGGGGAACGAGUGGAUGAUGUGAUGCUCCCGCCAUGGGCAAAGUCCGCACGCGAUUUUCUCCGAAAGAGUCGAAAAGCUCUCGAGUCGGAACACUGCACUAAAAUGCUACCGAAAUGGAUUGACUUGAUCUUUGGAAGCAAAUCUCGAGGCGAUGCCGCCAAAGAAGCCGACAAUCUAUUCCAUUCCUGUUGUUACCUGGGAGACUUGGAUCUCGCAGCCAUGAAGACCGAACACGAUCGGUUCCAAGCGGAACUGCAAGCCACAGAAUUUGGCUUGGUGCCAGAUCAAUUGUUUGUCACGGAACAUCCAUCGCAGGUAGAUCCCAGCAAUCCUGCAGCAUCCACGCUGGAUGAAGCUGCUCUGGAAAGCGUGAUCAACCCUGCGUUUGGUACAUCGCGGUCUUUGGCAGGGAGCCGAGAUUAUGAUUCGGCUUCUGGCACCAAAGCAGAGGCAUGGGAGUUGUUGGACCCGCCGUCAGAUCCGUCAAUCCCCAAUCAAACGUCGUCGGGUGCUCUUGUCCGCCCCGAACACAACGAUCUUCAUUCGAGGCCAAACGCAAUGACAACGGCCACGACGACAUUUCUCCAGCAGCAAAAUGCUGGAUCCAACAAUCCAUUUGGAGGCUCCUCCAGUCGUCCACACAACUUGCCUCUGAGUGGGUCGGGUGACACGGGUGAUGGAGGCCCGGCUGGACGGGGCGCAUUCUCCUCGUUCGGCGCCGCUGAUAAUGGCAGCAAGAGCAUCCAGGCAACCCCUUCUUAUGAUAGCGCUACCAGUGUUAGUCCGAGGCAUCAUCAUCCCGCUGAGUCAAUACAAACUCCUACCGAAUGGGAUAUGAAGUUAUUAGAAAGACGCCAGAUCCAUGGAGACGCCGUAAGCGGAUGCGAGCUUGUGCUGGCAGGGGAAGAACAGACCCAACUAUUGGCUACAACCUCCUUGGAUGGAGGUCUGAUGGCGCACACAGUAUCAUUAGCUCCGCAAGCUACGGAAGAUCCAACUCGACGUGGCUUUACAGGAACCCUCAGUCGAUUCUCGUACAUGUCCAUGAGCCGAGGCCAGGCAGCUACAUCUCCUCAAUCCAAACUUACCGAAUUCCGUCGACACUCCGCGCGAGAUCCUCUGGCAUGUUUGGUUCUGACAAGCGAUGGUGCUGGCGGGCAAGUUGCUUUUGCGGGAGGGCACGACGACGUUGUUCUGGCAUAUGGUAUCAAUUCAUCCUGCGCGGUUGCGUCGGUUUACAGCCACCGCGAUGCUGUGACUGGGCUCGAUUUGAUUCCACGAAUGUCAACGUCAAACAGUGCCUUAUGGCUCGAAAAGGCGACGCAUGUAAUGGUCAGCGGCAGCUGGGACGCCACUGUAAAAGUUUGGUCGGUGACAGUAGCCAAGGGCGAGACCGUUUCGGUGAACAGAGAACCGCUCGCUGAACUCUACGAUGCGGAUUCGUCUAUCGUCUGUGUGUCAGCCGUGUCGGUGCAACACCUGGAACCAAACGGAGGAGCUGUUGUUGCUGCAGGAUGCGCUGAUGGCAGCUUUUGCGUAUGGAACUUGCACGGCGAUGGAGUAACCACUGUUAUUCACAAUGAGCCAGCCAAGCGAGGAUCAGGUCCUUGUUCAGUGCUGAAAUGGAGCACCGAAGGUGGAAAGAUCAAUUUGUUUACCGGAUUUUCGACAGGGAAGGUGGCGUCGUUGACGCUGGAGGGCGGAGUACUUCGCAAGGAAAGCGCCCUCUCUUUUGGCGUUGCGGUCAAUGCCUUGGUCUAUUCAGAGGGCAUUCUCCUCGUCGGUUGUGCAGACGGCGGCUUAAGAUUGAUCCCUGUGAGCAAUGGAACCAAAUUCGAUGGGAAGCCAUCCCUCUGGCCAGCUGUGAACAACAGGAAUUCCCCGGGCAUUAGCAGUAUCAAUGUCACGUACGCACAAGUGGAGGGCCGGAUGAUGUGCAUCUGUUGCACAGGGGCCGAAGAUGGAAGUGUUGCCUUGUUUGAACUGAAACGAGUGGUGCGCACAUCUGGGUUCCUUUCAUCGUAAAGGGACCCUCGUUUUGCAUCCUUUCAUCUGUGGUCAAUGCUGCUCUGUGGAAUGCGGACCCAUACUACAAAUUUUGCAUGGUUGGGGGUUAUUCUUUCAAUCUAUUACAUGUACAUGUAGAACCAUCUCUUGAUACAUCCUCUGUGUUUGGGCGGUGGACUGGAAUGUGCCUUCGUCUUGUCGACUGUUCGUAUCACUCAAAUCACGUAGCUACGGCAGUUGCUUAGCUGACGGUGGCGACAGAAAUCAAGGGGCUUUAAAGCAACACGAACAAUAUGGAAGUGGUAUCAAUCCAUCCAGCGCGAUUGAGUCCGUUUACAACCACCGAGACGCAGUGACUGGGCUACAUUUGAUUCUAUUCCAGGUGUGUGGACGUCAAAAGGCCACGCACAUCAUGGUUAGUGGCAGCUGGGAAGAAACAAACAGGGGAACACCAAUGGAUGUAGACGAGGACAAAACCAACAGAAGCAAAGGAGAACGGGGAUGGAGCUUUGUCUGAUACAGUUGAACAACGGAUACAUCCCCCACAGAAGCAAACAAGGACGAGGAACCAACCGAAUCAAACAUUCUUCAUCAUCAACAAUCCAGCAUCUACAAUCUCUGUGUUUGGCGGUGUACUGGAAUGCGCCGAGUCUCAUUCGCAACAUGUGGACUGUUCGUAUCACUGAAAUCACCUAGCUACGGUAGUUGCUUAGCUGAUGGCAUCAGCACACAAUCAAGGGACUAAAGCUACACGAACAACGACACCCACGCCCAGAGUACUUCAAGGCAAGAGACUACAGUCCGUAUUAGAGGUAGAGGCCUUUUAAAAGGCGACACUUUGGACAUGAUUCGUGCCCCUUUCUCAGAAAAGGAUUCCGAUAUCAUGUCGGUGUUUUCGUCCAAAGAUCAGCACUGUGGAUUGUCAUCCUCUUUGAGAAUCGGUCAAAGGUCAAAUAUCGAAUUCAACCAAACUCUCCAAACGAGCAGAAAACUCUCAAUUUAGUUCUUUUCCAUUAUUUUGUUCUUCAGACGUGUCACUGGUCGAAGCACCCCAUCUUCAUCUUCCAUCCACUUAUAGUUUCCAGCGGCUGUCACACGGUAGUCCUCUACAAGACGAGAAAAAGUAAAGAAGGAUGGGCUGCAAUGAUCAGAAAGUGUUCCGGCAAGAAGUGGAAGAGGAGUUUCACAUCAGUAUCGUGCGUACCUGAAGGAUCAUACACAUUCUUGUCUGCUUUCUUCAUCUUAUCAGAUUCGCCUGAAAAGAUAUGAAGCAACCGAACGAAUAUUAGAAUAGAUUGAAUUCACCCGAAACCGUCGUUACACAAUCAAGAGAACAACACUGAAAAGCAAGAAUUGGACGCACCGUAGAAAUUACUUUUCCUCUUUCCGUAGAACGAUGCCCCGGCACCCAAACGUCGGGCAGAAGCAUCGUCGACAAAGGCAUCGAGCUCUUCAAAAAAGUUCUUGAUACCACCAAACAGGCCACCUUUGUUUUCGUCUUCAGCAAAAAGAGCAGUCACCGCAUGGUUGCUUUUGGGGACUUGGCUUACAAAAGCCAAUGCAGCGGGGAGCAGCAGAAGGAGGGAAAGGAACGACUUCAUGGUGGUGUUCUCGAUCAAUGGAAUGACAAACUCAGCUGGAAAGCAUUUACUUUGCUAAUGAUCGAGCCUGCUAAAAAGGGGGGUUCUUUGUUCUUUGACAAUGGACGUGGCAUUGAAUUCUGACUCCGCAUUGGUUGCAAAAAUGAAUAAAUAAAUAAAAUAAAAAUGAGGCCCCAACCCUAAACCGUUUUCAAGCCUUGCUUGGAACCGCCUCAUAACUGCGCGUAACCACAGCGGUUGCCUUCAUCCCGCGGACCACAAAAGACACCUUCACCCCUUUUUGGGCCACCCUGCUACAGGCGGAGAAGUGCAAAGAAUUUGGCUACAGCGUAUGGGCUGGGCUAGCUGGUGAUACUGGCCCUGCAACAGACAGUGCACUGAGAACUUUUUGUAUUUGGGUAGUCGUCAUCUAUAGUUCGUUAUGCUAAAGGUACGAGUAUUUGUGCCGGUACGCUACCGGAAGGAAGUAUGAAGCUAGAUCAGCCUCGGAAGAUUUGGCACAAAUACAGUUCUCCGUCUGCACCUCGGGCGGUGCCACAUCCCAUUUCCUUGUAGCGGUUGUCAGUCAUGUUCCGAAGAUCACCAACGUUGUCUACCAUUUGUUGGUGCAUUGUUCGGAUGGAUGUUCCCGCUGCUACAUUCUCGCCGAGGAAAGUGCAGGUAUCAUCAGCGAGUUUGGUUUGAAGUUCUGCGGGGUUGGAGUGUCGGACUGCACCUUCUAAUGCCAUAACUUCUGCGUGCCACCUGGCCACUGCAUCCAAGUGGCUUGAUCGUGAUAUAGCAGGGAUAGUACGCUUUGUCCUUUCCUUGUUGACCAUGAUGAUAUUGUUGCUAAAGUGGGCAGUCGACGGUAGUCGCUUUGACUGUGCCACGGCCUUACCCCAUUCCUUUUGUCGAUCCUCAUAAGAUAGUUUUGGUCGUCUAUACUCUUGACUGGAACAGCUUUUCCAGCUUGUUGCAGUCUCCGAGUCUGAGUUUUCACUGGUGUCGAUGCUUCGCAAGCUCAUGGCUUUCUUCGAAAGGUACUUGCCGCCCAAAAGCUUUGUUGCUUCAGUAGAGUGCUUCUUCUUGUCGCCAUUGAACAGAGCAAGGAGCCUUCGCCUUGUCUUUCCUUUCUGUGUCUUUUGCACAAUGGUUUCCUCCGCGAGGACAGACCUCCUGUUGGUGAAUAGCUUGAAAGUCAUGUUGCUUUGCUUUGUGUUGGUUGUGGUGUGGUGUGUUGGUCUGCUUGUAGGACUGAAUUUGUGAGCAGUUGAAAUGUUGAAAUCACGCGAAGCCGGG
This is a messenger RNA of Seminavis robusta, 6848 nucleotides long. Lineage: Eukaryota; Bacillariophyta; Bacillariophyceae; Naviculales; Naviculaceae. The record is from the annotation of a GenBank genome assembly.